GGAACACGCCAAUCAGCGUUCAGUUGUGUUGCUGCGGCUGAGAUCAUCGACCCCGGGAGGUCCUACAGUUUCCCAACAUGAGUAGCUCAGAGGAGGUAUCGUGGAUUUCUUGGUUUUGUGGUCUACGGGGAAACGAGUUCUUUUGUGAGGUAGAUGAGGACUACAUUCAGGACAAGUUUAAUCUUACAGGGCUCAAUGAGCAAGUUCCCCAUUACAGACAAGCCCUGGACAUGAUCCUGGAUCUUGAACCUGAUGAGGAGAUGGAGGACAACCCCAAUCAGAGUGACCUGAUUGAGCAAGCUGCUGAGAUGCUCUAUGGACUGAUACAUGCGCGGUAUAUCCUCACUAACCGUGGUAUUGCCCAGAUGCUGGAGAAGUAUCAGCAGGGUGACUUUGGCUAUUGCCCACGUGUUUACUGUGAGAAUCAGCCAAUGCUGCCAAUUGGGCUCUCUGACAUACCUGGAGAAGCCAUGGUGAAGCUCUACUGCCCCAAGUGUAUGGAUGUGUACACACCAAAGUCAUCCAGGCACCAUCACUCUGAUGGAGCCUAUUUUGGUACUGGCUUCCCCCACAUGCUCUUCAUGGUGCAUCCUGAGUACCGGCCAAAGAGGCCUGCCAACCAAUUUGUGCCCAGGCUCUAUGGUUUCAAGAUUCACCCAAUGGCUUACCAGCUACAGCUGCAGGCAGCCUCCAGCUUCAAGAGUCCAGUGAAAGCGAUCCGCUAAUAACCUGAAGGGGUGGGGGGUUGUGUGUCUGUGUACAUGGCCCACUCUUCUCCUACAUUUUUGUUCUAGAUUCAACCAAGACAAAUAUCUAAAUAUGGGGAGAGUGAGACUAUAAAACAGACUUUGGGGAGAAACAAAAACCUUACCUCUGAAACACUGUACAGAAAAUAGGGUGUUCAAUGUAAAACUAUUUCAGUUCUUAACCUGCACAUAGAAAGUUAUAAUUAAGAUACAUGAAUCUCUGGUUGUUUAUGUUGGGUUGCAUAAUGUUACCAUACGUUGCCACAGAUGUUUCAAAUUUGUUUCAUUAUUCAGUCUCCUCGAUUAGGCCUGAUCAUUGGCUUUCUUUGAAACCGCUGUGGCAAGUUAAAUUUGUUUUAAGCUCUAAUUAAUAGACAGAUUUGUAAGUUUUCAGUGCAUGUCUUUGUAGAAAUGACCAGAAAUGGAGACGAGUACAAUCAGGAAACUCAUUAUCAGAUAUGAAGUGUUUUGUAUUAUCUAAUACUCCACUUCAGAACAACGCCAACCUCCAGUGUCAAGAUGACUUAUGAUUUUACAAAUUUGACCACAGAACCAUGGUUGGGACUUUUUUAUGUUUGGAAUGGGCCCAGGUUAUUCUUCCCUUGUGUAAAGCAUUUCUUGUGUAAUACAGGCAUACGAGUAGACUAUAAAAAUCAAUUUGAAUGCAUUGGGUGUUGUUUGUGUGUGUGUGUGAUUUUAUUUUAUUUUUUGUUUGGUCCUUAAAAUCUUUUCCUUUACAGCUGUAGAGGAACCAGGGUUCAGAAUUCAAAAUAAAUGUCUUUUCCUAUAUCUUGUGUGAGAGUCCUCCAUAUAUGUAAGGUAUUUGGGUAAAUGAGAAUGUUCUUGAAGCAUUUUAAAACUUUUAUUGAUAACACAUUAUUAUUUGCUGUACUGAAUAGCUUAGAUAAAGAUGAUUUUGGAAGUUCAAGAAUGUCAAAAUAUAUCGUUCCUAUGACUGUGAGUUGGUGCAUAAAUUAGAAGUGUAACCAAGUUUGAGUAUAUCAUCUUUCUAUGAAUCUGACUUCUGCUACGAUAUCAAUUGCUGGAAAAGGAUGAGGCUGUUAUUCAUAAAAACUUGAAUUAUAUAAUCUUGCACUGUAUCUUUUUUUUAUAUAUACACUGAUCAGCCACAACAUUAAAACUAAUAC
Molecule: messenger RNA, 1894 nt
Organism: Xyrauchen texanus (razorback sucker)
Lineage: Eukaryota; Metazoa; Chordata; Actinopteri; Cypriniformes; Catostomidae
Product: casein kinase II subunit beta-like
Exons: 7
Coding region: 78-725 (215 amino acids)
Cellular component (GO): protein kinase CK2 complex; cytoplasm
Molecular function (GO): protein kinase regulator activity
Source: RefSeq, a predicted model, not a curated record